AUGAAUCGUCGGGAUGCGGCUAUACUUCGCAAAGUGCAAAUCGAUGACGGAACGUUGGAGGACAAGCGGUUUCCAAGAAUUGUCGCCCAACUGAAAACGCUGAGAACGGCUGAAGAUAUAACUACAGUGGCCGCGGAGAAUGCUCUAAAAGAGAUUGACAAUCUCACGGUGUUCAUGCGUAAACAAGCGUUGGUUGCCAAAGUCUGCUUCAAGGAGAUACAGAAUUACAAGGAGCUUCUUCAAGCUGUCGAUGAUCAGAUUGCGGAAAGCAAACAAGCCAUGAAAGAAGCACAGGUGCGGUUAGGAGAGGCUCGUGUGAUCCGGAAGAACAAGCAAGAAUAUGACGCCCUUGGCCAGAAGGUUGAAGAGCUCCCGAGUAGGGCAGAGACCAACAAGAAGCUAGAUGACAUCAACGCAGAGCUGGAGAGACUACGCUUGCGACAGGAUCUUUUGCAAAGCAAGUUGGAAGAACGGCGCACUCAACUUCUAAAUCUGGACGAGAUGCUCAAGACGAUGCAGUCAUUUUUGGAAGAGGACGACGAGGCGCUGUUCGGCAAGAGUGGCGGCGGGGACGAGAAGGAUGAUCACGAGGAGAGCCAAGAGAAGAAUGAGAAGGAAGACACCGCCGAGCCGGAAGCAGCCCCAGCAGAAGAAAUUAUGGAACCA
Messenger RNA from Mesorhabditis spiculigera, 666 nucleotides. NCBI's taxonomy places the organism in Eukaryota, Metazoa, Nematoda, Chromadorea, Rhabditida, Rhabditidae. The record is from the annotation of a GenBank genome assembly.